Messenger RNA from Dendrobium catenatum, 970 nucleotides. RefSeq lists its product as uncharacterized. Lineage: Eukaryota; Viridiplantae; Streptophyta; Magnoliopsida; Asparagales; Orchidaceae. The coding region runs from base 152 to 871 and encodes 239 amino acids. The record is from RefSeq and is a predicted model, not a curated record. The transcript is spliced from 2 exons.
UAUUCAAGCACAGGUUGCACAGAUUUGUCUGUCAGGGGCGGACAUUUGGACUGCACGAGUGCCUGUAAUCAGUUGGAAGAGGGUUGAGUGGCACUUGCCGGAUAGAGUCCUACGGCAAUUUGGCUUAUGCCCACGAAUUGACAUCCAACCAAUGGAUCCAAGCUUCAAAAGGGUAGAUGGUCGUGGGAAACCUGACAUGGAUUGGAUGUUGUACCACCGAGCACAUAUUGAAAUAUGGGAGAGUAGGCGUGGAUUCAUUGUUACAGGAGAUUUACUGGACCAUCAUAACACCUACUCAAUUCAUCAGUACAUACACUGGUACAAGUCAUGGGCAACACUUUACAUGUUAAAGGCACCUGUCGAGCCUCCAACAACGGCCUAUCCUAGAGCUCCCUCAGAGCGCCUUUUGAGGGAUUUUUUCCUGGGUACUGAACAAGCUUUGCAGCAACACUUCAAUGGUACUGAUGAUACACCGCAACAGAGGGACAUAAAUACAAUUGCAGAGCUUUGUCGUGGUUUGCGUAGGCAGUUGUAUAUUCAAGAUCAAGGAUAUUUUGAGGAUAGAGGUGAGCAUGAUGCACCAUUCUCCAUGACCCAGGAACCUCCUCACCAGUACAGUGGAUAUGCUGGACCGUCCUCUUAUCCUGAUCAAGGGCCCUCUACGGACCUCUUCAGCAGCCAGGUGCCAGCGGAUUUGGAAGCAUACCUCAGCCCAGAUUUCGUACCGAGCUCGAUUCAUACAGAUGACAUAGCUGAGGAAGAAGCACCUGAGGAGGAACAACACAUGCUACGUCAAAGGCCACGACGACCGCCUCAGCAUUACACUCCAGGCACUGAUGCAUUGCCACAGAGGCCACGUAGGCGACGCUAGUUCAGCUGUUUAUGUAUUUCAUGCUUAUGUUACGGAUUAUUUAGUUUCAAUAUGCUUAUGUUAUGGAUCCUUUAAAUUAGUAGCUUCGACUUUGUUGGA